UCGGGAUUUUCAUUAUGAACAAAAUGGCUACCUUCCGUCGAGAGACAAGUCCAGCGGGGCCCAUUUUAUUUCUUUAUUUUUCGUUCCAUGUCAUUCUCGCUGUCAGUGCAUCAGAUUUGUUGGUUCAUCAUUGGAAUGAUCCAUCAAAGGUUGCUAAUAUUAAAGCUGGUACCCUGAGUUUCACCAAUAUUCCAACCUCUGUUUCACUACGGUCAUCAGCUGGAAAUAUUAGAUUACAAGACAUUCCUCAAGUUUUAUCAUUGGCUUUGGGUUUCUCAUCUCUUCAGAGCAUAGAUUGGAAUGGAUUAUCUGUAGGAGAUAUUUUCAAUCGUCCUAAGGCCAAUGUAUUAUUUAUUAUUGAUGGGAUUGAGAAAGGAAAAGCUGUUUCAGUUCCAGGAAAGUCGUUAUCUUACACCAUCAUUAAGAAUGAUGCCAACUCAAAUCUUGAUAUAUUUCGGAUAUCUCCUAUACGUAACUUUGUGAGUCAUAUAUCAGGUGUUUUAAAGGAGAAACCGCUGGUUGUAUCGUUCUCCGCACAAAAACAGCUUGCAAAUGCGGCGUCCACAACAGGACAAAACGCUCACACUGUCACAUGGGAUGAUGAGAGAAAAGCAUUUGAAGACGAAGCUAGUUCAAAUGAAAUGAAACUAUCUAAAGACGAGCUGCUGAAGAAUUUUGAAACUUCAAAUUUUGGUGAAGGUAUAAAAUAUCUUACGAACGAACACAAGUUCGUUGUUUCAGUACCUGGAAAGGAAGAUGUAUCGUUUGAUAUGAAUGAAAAGGAUGACUUCAUGUUUUUCGCCGAAAUUCAAGGAUUAUUUCACCUGUUUGAUGAGAUAAAAAAAUUUGAUAGUUUAACUCAGGACCGCUUCGUGGAUUUCUAUACUUUUGGAAUUUCAACAGUGAAGAGAUUUUCUCAGCGCUAUGGCGGUGCUUCAGCACAACUUAAUGCUGCAUUACAUAUUCUGAACAAUGUCAUACCAAAGAUUACAAAAUUAUUUAGUGAACUUUAUGGAGGACAAGUGCUCGUAGAGGUCGUGAACUUGAAGGAAGAAACAGACAGAAGGAAGGUUUUGUCGAGUAAUGAAAAUGAUAUAAAUGAAGACGAGGAAAGUCAUUUGAGAUUUCGACGAGAUGUCUCUCCAGAAAAGUCAGAAAAAGAAGACUGUAAAACAAACGAGAACAACUUCGCAUUCGUCGACAAUAAAUAUGAUGACGAAUUUCCUCCAAUAUUUAACAUCAUUUUGUGGUUGAUGAUAAUUCUUGUAUUGACAGUUUAUGCUGUAUCCAUAGUCAUGUGGUACAUGGACCCUGGACGUGAUAGUGUUAUAUAUCGUGUAACUAGUCAGCACAUGAAAACGGAGUAAUCCGUGUGAGCCUGCAUGAGAAACUGUCAUCAUUUAUAUAUACAGCCAAACAAUUAAUUCAGGUUUAAUAUUAAUAGCCAAACUAUUUAAACUAUUCAAAAAAAUGUUUCCACUAGUAAGAAAACAAUGAGAAUGAAAACAACAUAUAUCACACAUUAUGCAUGCGACCUUGUAUUUCGGGCAAUUUCAAUUCAGUUGAAAAUGCCAAUACUUAGGAACUGUGCUAAUGAACUGGUCCUGCAUAAUCCAACGUGCACUUUUGACCUCGAUCAAACUCUCUACGUGCAUAUUGGUUAAUAAUGGAUAGGGAUGAACUUAUAUAGUUAAACGUGUUUUUAUUUAGCGCUCUAAAUUUGAAUAGGCCAGGAAGGUAUUUCCUUUGCUGGAAGCAAAAUGAAUGUCUAGUUCUCUAUUUCGCUCAGGUGUUUCGCUUAGUUUCUGCUAGGAACAUUGUUUUGUCACUCACUAUAUGUUUAGUUAGGAGAGUUAGGUUACUACAUACAUUAAACUGAAUUAACUAUUCAUUUAAUCAGUUUUCACUAGAAUAGAAUUCAUUAAAUUGCCUAAAUUAUUUAAUUAAAAUAUCGAGUAAAUUACAUUUCAAUAUUAAAAGUAAUU
Dendronephthya gigantea is the source of this 1985-nucleotide messenger RNA. RefSeq names its product renin receptor-like. Gene Ontology annotation, molecular function: signaling receptor activity. Gene Ontology annotation, cellular component: membrane; external side of plasma membrane. Lineage: Eukaryota; Metazoa; Cnidaria; Anthozoa; Malacalcyonacea; Nephtheidae. The record is from RefSeq and is a predicted model, not a curated record. Bases 15 to 1367 code for a protein of 450 amino acids. The transcript has 16 exons.